AUGGGGGUGGGGGUGUGGUUUGGGGGUGUAUUGGGGAUGGGGGGGUGGGGUAUGGGGGGGUGGUGGGGGGGUUGGGGGGGAUGGGGGGGGUGGUGUGUGGUGUGUUUGUGGGGUGGUUUGGGGUUGGUGGUUGGGGUGGUUUGUGAUGGUGUUUGGGGGGGGGUUGGGUGGGUUGGUUUGGUUGGGGGUUGGUUGUGUUUGGGGUGGGGGUGUGGUGGUUGUGUGAUGGUUGGGGGUUGUGUGGGGGGUGUUGUGGGUGUUGUGGGGGUGAGUGAUGUUUGGGUGGAGUGUUAUUUGUUUGGUGGGUUUGUGGUUUGUGGUUGA
Messenger RNA from Knipowitschia caucasica, 324 nucleotides. Lineage: Eukaryota; Metazoa; Chordata; Actinopteri; Gobiiformes; Gobiidae. The record is from the annotation of a GenBank genome assembly.